GGGACCGACGUGUGACUGCGGAGUAAACCUGCAGGAUGUCGCAGUUUGCGGAGGCUUAAAGAGGACUAACCGCCGUGUUUUUACCGAGGACAGCCGUCAGGAGAGGCGGUCAGACCGGGGAGGAGAGCGGCUGCAGCUCGGAGGUGGGAGCGAAACAACAGUAUUUUGUGUAGCCGCCAUCAUUCUGUGCUGUAAGGCCAACCCUAAAAUGUCUUCCAAUGGAGACCUCAGCGACCUGGGGAGCUCUGACAGCUUCUGGGAGCCGGGGAACUACAAAAGGACGGUGAAGCGGAUAGACGAUGGUCACCGGCUGUGUAAUGAGAUGGUCAGCUGUUUCCAGGAGAGAGCGAAGAUAGAGAAGAGCUACGCUCUGCAGCUGAGCGACUGGGCCAAGAGAUGGAGGGGUGUCGUGGAGAAAGGUCCUCAGUAUGGCACACUGGAGAAAGCAUGGCAUGCCUUUAUGCAGGCGGCUGAUCGGAUCAGCGAGCUGCAUCUUGAGCUGCGGGAGCGGCUGGCGUGCGAGGACAGCGAGAAGGUUCGAAACUGGCAGAAGGAAGCUUUCCACAAGCAGAUGAUGGGAGGCUUCAGGGAGACGAAGGAUGCAGACGAUGGCUUUCGCAAAGCACAGAAACCCUGGGUCCGCAAAUUGAAAGAGGUGGAGGUCAGCAAGAAGAGCUACCAUCAGGCCAGGAAGGAGGAGUGGACUGCAGUUACUAGGGAAACGCACGCCAAAGCCGACCCAACAAAAUCACAGGAAGAAGUGCGCAAAUACUCGACCCGGGCGGAGCGCUGCAACCAGGAGGCCGAGAAAAUGAAGGAGCGCUACACAAAGUCCCUGGAGGACCUGAACCGCUGUAACCCUCGCUACAUGGAGGACAUGGAGCAGGUGUUCGACCUCACCCAGGAGGCCGAGCGAAAGAGGCUGCGCUUCUUUAAAGAGGUCCUGCUGGACAUCCACAAACACCUCGACCUGUCCGCCAGAGAAGGGUUUAAAGUUCUGUACCGAGAUCUGGGUCAGACCAUCCAAGCAGCCAAUGACACUGAAGAUCUCAGAUGGUGGAGGAACACCCACGGACCGGGAAUGAGCAUGAACUGGCCACAGUUUGAGGAGUGGUCUCCAGAGGCGAGUCGCUCCAUCAGCAGGAAGGAGCGAGGUGGACACUCUGAGGAAAAUGUGGUCAAGCUCACCAACAUCGUCUCCUCAGGUGGAGAUGACGUCCCACCGAGUCCCAUCACCCUGGACACCGGCAGGGUGAAAGAUUAUUCGUCAGACUGGUCAGAUGAGGACAGUCCUAAGAAGGCGCUGGCAGUGAACGGCGUGGGGGAGGCGGAGGACGAGGAGGAUCAGGUAGAGGGGGUGCGAGUCCGAGCGCUCUAUGAUUACACGGGCCAGGAGGCCGAUGAGCUCAGCUUUAAAGCAGGAGAGGAGCUGCUGAAGAUGGGAGAGGAGGAUGAGCAGGGCUGGUGUAAAGGACAGCUGAGCAAUGGCCAGGUCGGCCUCUACCCAGCCAACUACGUCCAGUCCAUCGCCUCCUGAUGGAUCGCCCUCUCUGGUCACCCAGCCAACGGUACAACACUCAAGUUGCCAGGACCAAUCAGAAGCUAUUAGUGCUGACAUGUAGACAGUAAAACCACCAGUUUUUGGGUACUGACUGUUAAACUCAUCUCUGAGUUUGCUUUUUUUUUUGUUUGAGCUGCGUUUUUGAAAAUCAGCCAGAGGAAAAAGUCCACUUGUUGUGACAGGCUGUUAACUCAGCCCGAAGUCAACGACAUCGUUGUUUAAAAGAAGCUUUACAGGCGAACAGAAGUCUCCGGAGGCCAACAUGAACACAUACUUGUAGAAAAACAUGGACGUAACUUAUGAAACUCUGGAAUUUUGGAUUUCUGCUUUCUGCCAUCAUUUUCAGUUACUCGAGUCCGAGAAUCCACAUUUAAUCAAAGCCUUGGUGGAGCAGCAGUGAGAGCAUCCACCACGGCUGACUGUGAUUAGCCGAAACAUCUGUCAGUCAGUCAGAGACAUCCUGGAACACGCCUCUUUUUUAUAGAAAUAGUUUGACAUUUUGGGAAAAUACAAUUCAUUUGCUUUCUUGCAGAGUUAGAUGGAACGAUGGACUCCAUUCUCAUAUCUCAUAUAAGACUAAAAACAGCAGCUUGUUUGCUUAGUUUAGCAUAAAGACAGGAAACAACACAUUUUUGGAAGUAAAAGUCACAUCCUUUUUUCUUCUUUUUUUCAUGUUAAUGUGAGCUUUUCUGUGACUUCAGGGUUUAAUCAGCAGUAUAAAAUUAAAAAAAAAAACAGCUCCAUAAAAUAUUUACUUCUUUGAUUAAAAGGACAGUCACAAGCUUGUGUACAUAAAAAAAAGGUUAAAAAAAAAAUGCCCAAGAUAUAUUUUGGAAAGAAAAAACCGAUGACCUAAAAGGCCUUUUGCAUAACUUAUAUAAUGCAAAUGUCAGCCUUUUUCGUGACGUAGAGGGAAUUGGUGGUGAAGUUUAGGCAACAAAACUACUUGGUUAUGGUUAGGGGUUAGGGUUAGGAUUGCAUAACCCUAAAAGAUGGCAUAUAAUGCCAAAACCAAACAAACAAACAAACAAACAAAAAAAACCCAUUUGGCUUUGAUUGGAAAAGCAGCAAGAGUGUCACUAAAAACUCUAGCUCUGAGUGCCACAAACGCCUAACCAAUGUUGCUUUUAGGUCUUGAACAUCAGUCUCGUUGGUUAAAGUUUGGUGUUUGUUGGACCUAUCCACUCUGAGUGGACUUUUACACUCCGCAGAUGCUAAAACUUUACCCCCAACGUCACGACAGUGAUGCUGAGGAGGCUAUCCAAGCUGUCCAAACUGAUAUUCAUUCGUUUAAACUAAUUUUCCAAUUUUACAUCUACCACAGUUCAAAACAGCUGCCAGUUUUCUACCUGGAAGUGAAUGUUGUUGUUACUGCGACGUCAUGGUGAUUCAGUCUGUGGACAGAGCCAGACUAACUGUUUGUCCCUGUCUCCAGUCUUUAUGUUAAACCAAGCGAGCCAGCUGCCGGCUGUGGUCUUGUACUUUAUGAGAUACGAGAGAGUGAUAUCCAUCUUGAUCUGCAGAAGUGUAUUCUGCAAAUUGACGAGCAUUUUUUAAAAAUAAUUUCAUUAGAGAAUUUUGGACUUUUUCCAGUAGAUUUCAGUGCACUCUUUGAUGCAGCAUCUAGUGACUGUGAGAGGAACUGCAGCCUGAGGCACGUUUUCAUCUUCAGCCUCCUCUCCGCUCAGCUGCGGUGGCUUCUGCUUGAAUUAAAGAGCUGAAAUAAACCCAAUGAAAGACUGUCAGUGCCUUAGUCAGCGAGGCCAGAAAUGUUACGGCACCGCCCUGCUGUCUGACCAAGGAUCUGCAGCCGCCUGCUGGGUGAUGACCAGUCUGGUCCCAGUAGAAACCAGUAGAAUCUCCCAUUACCUGGAUUUCAGAUGUUUGUGCAGGCAGCACUUGAUUGGCUCAUUCAGCUCGACAUCAGCAUAUUUCAUUUAUUUUGUAGAUUUUUAGGUGUGACACUGAAUUCACUUUCUUCAUUGUUUUUCUUUUUUUUUAAUGUGAUAGCUGUACGUUUAUAUUAAGUCAACCGAUUUUGAUCAUUGACGGUGUAAACCUGUUUCUUUUUUAAGAAUAGCAUUUUUACAGUCAACUUCUUUACUUUAUAAUUUAAUCUGCUCUUUAAUUUAGCAAUCGUUCUUGAUUUUAGAGCUGACGGAGGCAAAGAGAGUAAAGUUGACUGUUUAGAUUUGGGUCCUUUAACCUGUGGAAGGUGGUUUGUUGCUCGUUUUUGUUUCGCUGCACUGCGAUCGCGAAGCAGCUCAAACAUCUGGAAUAGUAAAUGGUGAUAAUUUGUCAGGUUUUGGGUUUUUUCAUGUUUAUGUUUGUGUUGGUUUGUGUGUGAGGGAACCUCCUUUGUCCUGCUGACCUGAUCGACGCUACCGCUAACCCACGUAGACAUCUGAAUAAUGAGAGGUGAUAGAGAAAAUUAACGCUACUGUGCUGCUCCUUAAUUUUUUCCUUUUCUUUACAAAAUGAUAACAUGUACAGGAGAUAAAGUGGGAAGCAACAAUAAAGAGCUUUCUGCAGAUGGA
This is a messenger RNA of Plectropomus leopardus (leopard coralgrouper), 4098 nucleotides long. RefSeq names its product protein kinase C and casein kinase substrate in neurons 3 (gene pacsin3). Lineage: Eukaryota; Metazoa; Chordata; Actinopteri; Perciformes; Serranidae. Gene Ontology annotation, cellular component: plasma membrane; cytoplasm; endosome. Gene Ontology annotation, molecular function: phospholipid binding; protein binding. Gene Ontology annotation, biological process: cytoskeleton organization; regulation of endocytosis; plasma membrane tubulation. The record is from RefSeq and is a predicted model, not a curated record.